GUAGUCUAACAGAGUCAGGACAAGAUGAAACUCGUCAUCCUAGCGGUUGCCGUUUCCCUGGCAGUUCUUGCCAGCGGAUCCUACGUUCCGAGCUCGAGGACCGAAGCGAAAUACGCCGACAAGGAAUUCCUGUUCAAGCAGAAGUUCUUUUUCGAGGUGCUUCGUAACAUCCAUUUGCCGCUGAAGUAUGAGGAGUACAUGCCUUAUACCAAGACCUGGGUUUCGGACGAGUCCAAGUACAUUGACUUUACCCAAGUGCGCGAAUUCUUCGAUUUUUACAAGACCGGCAGCUUCCUGGAGAAGGGCGAAAUCUUCAGCAUCUAUAACGAGCAGUACUUGCGCCAGACGUACGCUCUGUUCAGCUUCUUGUACAACAGCGCCGAUUGGGAUACCUACUACAAGAAUUUGAUCUGGGCUCGUGACAAUGUCAACGAGGGCAUGUUCAUCUAUGUCGUGCACCUGACCGUUAUGCACCGCAGCGACCUGCAGGGCCUGGUUCUACCGGCCAUCUACGAGAUCUACCCGUACUACUUCUACAACACCGACGUGAUCCGUACCAUCACCUACAAGAAGCUGUACGAGCCCAAGUUCGGUUUCUACGGCAAUGGCAAGUACAACGUCGUUUACGCCAACUACACCGCCUCGUACCCGGUCGACUAUUACAACAACUUCUACAGCGAGGAGAUGAUCAGUUACUUCACCGAAGAUAUUGGACUGAACGCGUACUACUACUACUUCAUGAUGGACUAUCCGUUCUUCCUGGGUGGAGACAAGUUCGGUUUGAUGAAGGAUCGCCGUGGAGAACUCUACUGGUACAUGCAUCAGAUGCUGCUGGCCCGCUACAACCUCGAGCGUAUGGCGAACUACAUGGGCACGGUUAAGCCGUUGGUGUGGCGUUUCCCGCUGAAGACCGGAUACUUCUCGCUGCUCAGCUACUGGAACGGAAUGCCGUUCAAGAGCCGCGACUACAACUACCAGAUCAGUGACGAGAUGUACUACAAGCUGGACUGGAUCCAGGGCUGGGAGCUCAAGAUCCGCAAGAUCAUUGAGGAUGGUUUCUACUUCAUGGCCGAUGGAUCUCGCGUCGACUUGCGCCUGCCGGAAUCGAUCAGCUUCUUUGGCGAUCUGCUCAACUCGAACGUCGACAGUGUCAAUUCCAACUACGCCGGCUACAUUGAGGUGUUCUCGCGUCUGCUGCUCUCCGGAAAUGACUUCAACGCCUACAAGGUGUGGCCGUCAGCGCUGAUGCAGUUCGAGACUAGCCUGCGCGACCCGGUGUUCUACCAGCUGUACGAACGCUUCAUGGAUCUGUACUACUACUUCAAGAGCUUCUUGCCCAGCUACACCUACGAGGAACUCAACUUCAAGGGAGUCUACGUCAAGGAUGUUACCUUCGAUAAGCUUGUCACCUACUUCGAUUUCUUCGAUUCGGACGUGUCCAACGUUCUGCCCAUGCCGAGCGCCGAUAAGUACUUCGACUACAGCAUCUUUGCGCGCCAGCGUCGUCUCAACCACAAGCAGUUCAGCUACACCAUGAACGUGAUGUCCGAGUAUACCGGCAAGGCCAUCGUGCGCACCUUCCUGGGUCCGAAGUUCGACAAAAUCUACGAUCUGCAGUUCUACAAGAAGUACUUCGUCGAGGUUGACCAGUACCUGGUUGAUAUGACCGCCGGUAAGAACACGUUCAUGCGCAACUCGCGCGAGUUCUUCUGGAGCGUCAAGGACCGCACGAUGUACACCGAACUCUACAAGAAGAUCAUGCUCGGCUACAACGGACAGGAGAAGUUCUACCUCGACAUGUCCGAGGCUCACUGUGGCUUCCCCGAUCGUCUGAUCCUGCCGAAGGGCUGGACCAACGGUAUGCCGAUGCAGUUCUACUUCAUCAUCACGCCCUACACCGCCUACCCGACCUACCCGACCGAGAGCAGCUUCUACGAUAAGUCGUACAUGUGCGGUGUUGGCAGUGGAAUGCGCUUCUACGACAACCUGCCGCUGGGCUAUCCCUUCGAUCGCGUCAUCAACUUCAACUACUUCUUCACCAAGAACAUGUAUUUCAAGGACGUGCUCAUCUACCACAGUGACGAGUACAAGAUGAACCAGACCUUCUAAGUCGCCUGUUCUCCGAUAAGAUCACACGCAAUGAAUCUACAAUAAAGACACAACGAUAGUUGAAUGAGCAAACAUUA
Molecule: messenger RNA, 2186 nt
Organism: Anopheles darlingi
Lineage: Eukaryota; Metazoa; Arthropoda; Insecta; Diptera; Culicidae
Product: hexamerin-1.1
Exons: 3
Coding region: 25-2109 (694 amino acids)
Source: RefSeq, a predicted model, not a curated record